CACAAUCCAUAGCCAAUCUCUUAUGUGUAAAUAUAUUUUUAUGACUCUGUCCUUGGCCUUCUUUUUUUCUCUAUCCUGUUUUUCGUUGUAGAACACUUCCAUAAGUUUGAUAAUUAUCUCCAUGAAGAGAACUCCAAAUCAACAUAUCUAGCCUUCACCUCUCUUGAGCUCGAGUCUACUCUGAUACAUCACUAAUUAUCUUCUGAACAUCUUCAACUUAAAUACCAUGCCAAAUUCAAGAUGUCAAAAAAAAAAAAAAAAAGAACUCAUUAUCUUAUCCAACCUGCCUCUCUUCCAAACAUUCCUGUUUCUCUUAAAGGGACCACUAUCCUUCUUGUUAUUCAUGCUCAUAACUUGGCAUCCUCCGCCUCUCUUCACUCUUCUUCCCUAAUCAAUUGAUUUUAUUAAUGCAUAUUUAAUAGCGAUAUUAAGUCAGUGGAAAAGAUACCUUGCUAAAGUUGCUUGUCCUCUUAAAGAGGUACAGUUAUUUGGUUCUAGCAUCAAUCCUCGCUCCCCACCCUUGAUCUAAUAAGUGACUGGCAGGUAUCUUAGUUGUAGACUAUGAACCUUGACAUGGAGCCACUCAUCUUUCAGAGGCUGGUGGCUGAAUUCCCUGAUAAGGAAGUACAAUUGCACUUGAUCGAAGCUCAUGGCCAGCUGGUAAUGGAGACAUCAUCUCUUGAGGGAGCAGCUCUUGUCCAGGGAGAAUUAAAGGAAUUGAUGGAGUCUUGGAAGGCUCUGAAGUUGCUUGAGGAAACAUUGUUGAGCCUUAUCAGGAAGUGGCAGCUAAAAAACAAAGAGAUGGAUCCAGGGAAGAAAUUAAUUUUUUCCAACAACAUCCCAAAACAUGGGUUUCUCAUAGAUACUAUGGACUCUGUUCCUAGACACCGGGGUAAGAGAAGUCCACCCAAACAAGAAGAAAGUAAUGCCAAUUUCUCCAAACUUCUGAAAGACUUUGAACAGUGGUUGCAUAUGGAAAAUAGCAAGUUGGUCAAGAUCAUUGUCAUGAAAAAUUCCACUGCUAAGGACUCUGAAAUCAGAAAAGAUAAAUUGAAG
Gracilinanus agilis (Agile Gracile Mouse Opossum) is the source of this 1056-nucleotide messenger RNA. RefSeq names its product nesprin-3-like. The annotation marks the transcript as partial. Gene Ontology annotation, cellular component: meiotic nuclear membrane microtubule tethering complex; nuclear outer membrane; cytoplasm. Gene Ontology annotation, molecular function: actin filament binding. The transcript has 3 exons. The record is from RefSeq and is a predicted model, not a curated record. Lineage: Eukaryota; Metazoa; Chordata; Mammalia; Didelphimorphia; Didelphidae. Gene Ontology annotation, biological process: nuclear migration.